AUGCUAAAAGGUUAUAUACCUCCUCUGAUGUUUGUCGAUUCUGAGAUGCUCCGAGCAAUACAUCUAAUUUCUGAACUUCCAAAACACCAAAACACCAACCCUCCAAACCGCGUGUCAUCAGCCAUAUGCCAACUGGAACUAAACCAUCUCCACGAGGACCAAGAUAUUGUUCCACCCAGUCCAGCAGAUGCAUUUACUCGAGCUCAUCGUUCUAUCUCUCCCAAGAAUGCUCAACUCCAUCCUUAUUAUUCGUCACUUCUUCCCGCCUCAGUACCGGUAACUUCAUCUUCAUCCCCAGAUAUGCAAAGUGGACUUCGACCCACUUUAUGGGGUUCUGCAAUCGAAUCCCUUGACGUGUAUAUUUACAAUCAUUCCAAGCUGAUGCAUCAUUCCCAAGGAUGUCCUCUAUACUUAAAGGCUUUCCAGUAG
Messenger RNA from Botrytis porri, 429 nucleotides. RefSeq lists its product as uncharacterized. Lineage: Eukaryota; Fungi; Ascomycota; Leotiomycetes; Helotiales; Sclerotiniaceae. The transcript has 2 exons. The record is from RefSeq and is a predicted model, not a curated record. Bases 1 to 429 code for a protein of 142 amino acids.